AUGCCACUUCGCGCUAUUCCGGGGCCAUGGUAUGGCAGAUUUACGCACCUAUGGCUGAAGAAGCACAUUCUAGCCGGCCAUAGGAUGCAUUACAUUCACGAUCUGCAUGUAAGGUAUGGACCCGUGGUACGGGUAGCUCCUGAAGAAAUCGAUAUCGCCGACCCAGCCGCUUUCAAGGAAAUUCAUCGAAUCGGCGGCGGAUUCCUGAAAAGCCCGUGGUACCAGAGCUUCCGUAAGGGAGAUACUGCCGACGUUUUUUCUAUGAUCAACCCGAAAGACCAUGCCCAGAGACGAAGGCUACUUGCGCCGCUUUUCAGCAAUUCUGCGCUGAUGAAUAAUUGGUACCCUGUUAUCAUAUACAAUGUUACAAUGGCAGUCGACAAGAUCAAGCGAGAGGCAUCCCAGACUGGCCAGGCAGAUGUUUUUAAGUGGUGGACUUUUAUGACAGCAGACGUCAUCUCGCAUCUUGCAUUUGGAAAACCGCUCGAUAUGCUUAAUCUGGAGAAGAUCGAAGAUGCCUCGAAGUUUGGACUCAUCUCAUCCGAGCUACCACUACUAUGCUCCCUCCUGCAAUGGGUACCAAUCAAGGCCGUGCAAGACCUCGUCAACUCCGAUGACAAGGUGCAAAAACUCGCAGAAGAGACGAUGCGACAGGCGCAGCGCGGUGGUAUCGGUAUGACAAACAUGUUUUCCAAGCUCGUUGCCGAGAAUGAGAAGGACAGCCAGUCACUUACCGACUACCAACUGGCGUUUGAGGCAGGCGGCUUUAUAGUUGCGGGCUCAGGAACUACUGCUGUGUCUUUAACCUAUCUCGUCUGGGCGGUUUUGUCGAACCCGGACGUCCAGGCCAAGCUUGAGGCGGAGGUUUGCGCGUUGCAGCCAUCUCAUACUGACACUGACCUCGAAAACCUACCGUAUCUAUCUGCUGUGAUUGAAGAGACCCUUCGGGUGUAUUCUGCUGCCCCUGGAGCACUUCCCCGAAUGGUGCCGAAUGGAGGUGCAACACUGGCAGGCUAUUUCAUCCCGGAAGGCAUUACUGUCAGCACCCAGGCAUACACGUUUCAUAGAGACAGUACUGCAUACCCUGAGCCAGAUAAGUUCAUGCCUGAGAGAUUCAUCUCACCAUCAGGGGAGUUCCAGCCAUCCCGAGGCGUGUUCGCGCCGUUUGGAGCAGGUUCUCGCACCUGCCUCGGACUCCAUCUGGCACGCAUAGAACUCCGACAUGGGGCUGCUCUAUUCUUCAGGGAGUGUAAGGGUGCUCGAUUAUCUCCCCGGACUACACCGAAGUCUAUGGAGAUGAUGAAUUACUUCCUGGUCAGCCCAGCAUCGGAGCAGUGUUGGAUAACGCUUGGUACUGGAUCUGGCGAAGUCAACGUCGCUUGA
Ilyonectria robusta is the source of this 1383-nucleotide messenger RNA. Its product is annotated as cytochrome P450. Gene Ontology annotation, molecular function: iron ion binding; monooxygenase activity; heme binding. NCBI's taxonomy places the organism in Eukaryota, Fungi, Ascomycota, Sordariomycetes, Hypocreales, Nectriaceae. The record is from RefSeq and is a predicted model, not a curated record. The coding region runs from base 1 to 1383 and encodes 460 amino acids. The transcript has 3 exons.